Messenger RNA from Fonsecaea nubica, 1596 nucleotides. RefSeq lists its product as hypothetical. Gene Ontology annotation, molecular function: carbohydrate:proton symporter activity. The coding region runs from base 1 to 1596 and encodes 531 amino acids. The transcript is spliced from 6 exons. Gene Ontology annotation, biological process: carbohydrate transport; transmembrane transport. The record is from RefSeq and is a predicted model, not a curated record. Gene Ontology annotation, cellular component: membrane. NCBI's taxonomy places the organism in Eukaryota, Fungi, Ascomycota, Eurotiomycetes, Chaetothyriales, Herpotrichiellaceae.
AUGACUGUGCUCAACACCGAUGCGGGGGUCUUCGAGCGCCGCCGUCAUUUCAAGUUCUACACCGUCCUCAUCAUCCUCUUCGUGUCACUGGGCACGUGUUCCUAUGGCACUUCAGCCUCCAUCAUCAGUACCACGCUGGGACAGCCUUCCUUUUUUGUGGCCAUGGGUCUCAAUGACUCCAACAUGGCCAGCUUGACUGGUGCCAUGAACAGUCUCUACUACGCCGGAGGCAUCUUCGGCGCCGUCUGCCAUGGCUUGAUAGCUGACAGAUAUGGACGCAAGUGGGACAUCUUUGUCGGCUCAACUUUUGUUCUCGUCUCUCAAGCAUUGAUCACUGGAUCUGUGAACCCCGCUAUGUUCAUCGUCUUUCGGUUCUUCGCCGGCUGGGGAGGGUUUCAAUUGGUGGCCGCCGUCCCAAUGUGGAUUGCAGAAAUCGUUCCACCGGCACAUCGCGGCAUGCUCAGCGACAUUGCUCCCAUCAUGAUCAACGUCGGCUACACGCUCACUGGAUAUGUUGGGGUCGGCUUCUACUUUUUUGAUUCGAAAGAUGCCUGGAGGGGCCCAAUGGCUCUGACAAUGAUUCCCCCAUUGAUCCUCUGUUGUGGGAUCUAUUGGAUACCAGAAUCUCCGAGAUAUCUUCUUCUCAAAGACAGAUACGAGGAGGCAUGGGCAAUCAUUGCUCGAUUACAUUCGGAUCCUAGGGACCCUCACAAUGAGUUUGCGAAACGCGAGUACUAUCAAAUGCAACGACAGAUCAAGUUCGACGCUUCCCUGAACACGGGGUACAAAGAGAUCUUCACCAGGCCCUCUUACCGAAAGCGAGCUUUCAUCUCCAUCAUCUUAAUGGUCUGUGUCAUGAGCUCGGGUGUUCUAACCAUACAAAACUACGGCGUCAGUUUGUACGCAAAACUGGGAUACGAUAACCUUCAGACACUGCUCUUUCAAACCGGCUACACUGCAACAGCUCUGUGUUUCAGCAUCAUUGCCAUGACCUACGUCGACCGCGUCAAGCGGAACUAUCUCAUCGGCGUUGGCUUUUGCGGCUGCGGCAUCGCCGUCAUCCUCGAAACAGCGUUGACUGCAAACUUUCUAAACUCUGACAACAAGGCCGGUCUGGGCGCCGCCGUCUUUGCUUUCUUCCUCUAUGUGGUCUUUUUUGAACUUUGUCUGGAUGGACCCGAGUUCUUCUAUCACUCGGAGAUCUGGCCGACGCAUAUGAGGGCGAAGGGUUACACGCUUUGUGUCGCUUUUUACAGCGGGAUCAAUAUAGUGUGGCUUCAAGCAGCACCUACAGCUUUCGCGCACAUCGGUUGGAAGUACUAUAUCUUCUUUAUCCUCUUUUCGGCUCUGGGAGCGUUCUGUGCCUUUUUCAUCUUCCCCGACACCCUGCACAAGCCGUUGGAAGAAGUCGCGGCCAUUUUCGGGGAUCACGACCUGGUCAUCGUUUACCAGAAGGAGCUCGAUAGCGCUCACAUUGCUCUUGAGACUAUCGAGGAGAUUAUUCCCGGAAUGGGCCCGAAGCAGGUCGACGACGCAAGUUCAGAGAAGGAGGGACCACGAACGGCCGUGAUUGAAGAUGUGGGCACCCAAGCCUGA